UACGGUUGAGCCAACAAGGAGAAUCUGCAGCAUCAUCGUCGCCUCUCCUUCCGAGGUGACAUUGAUUAGUUCGGAACGUAAAUGACAUAGUGAGUACUCAUGUCAUCUAAGGACCCUCAUUUUAACGUGUCUGGUCCUGGCGUCCUGUAGCGCGCCGGCUACAUCACCAGCCCUGCCCCGGCAAUCGCACCGAUGAGGGCAACAACUAUCCCCAUCACGCCGCCAUACAGUUCUCCUCCGCCGGCUUUGAUGCUAGCGUUUGCGCUCGCGCUUGUCCCUGCGGCGGAAGAGGAACUGUGCUCUGCCGACGAUGCGGCCAAAGAAGCACUCCCCGCUGACGACAAGGCGACAGAAGCACUGCUCACUGAGAGUAGCACUUCUGAAGAGGAAGGAGCAGGGGUGGAGGAUACGUUGAGUGUGGCCGACGACGACGCGGUUGCAGCGCUGGACGGUAUUGAACUUGUCUCCGUCACCGAGAAAGAUGGCAUACUGACGCUCACUGCGGCGCAAUCCUGAGACUGUAGAGCCUGAGCAGCUGCGAGAUCUGACGACGGACAUUGUUUCAAAACACAGGAGGCUAUGUUUGAUUGGAUACUCGUGGAAGAACAGAUGCAACUGAUAUCUGUAGCGCUGGAGCAACCGCUGCCGGAUGCCGUGGCAACGCUUUCGACGCAGGAUAGGAUGCAUGCAUCGGCGGUUGCAGUGCUGACAGGCGCGACAGAGGAUGUGUGGAAGAACUGUGCGGUGGCUCUGCCAAAUAGAGCGGCUGCAAGGAAAGCAGAUGGAAGAACAGCCUUGAAUAACAUCGUUUGCGUACGUCGGUCUACGAGAGGAUAUCAAACACCAGAUUGCUUAGGUGGGAAGCGCGGAGGGACGUGGGGGGGAUGAAACUCUACAGAAGCCCAUGGACGCGAGGGUAGAUAUACGAGCUACGUGUGCG
Molecule: messenger RNA, 940 nt
Organism: Laetiporus sulphureus 93-53
Lineage: Eukaryota; Fungi; Basidiomycota; Agaricomycetes; Polyporales; Laetiporaceae
Exons: 3
Coding region: 193-516 (107 amino acids)
Source: RefSeq, a predicted model, not a curated record